Molecule: messenger RNA, 630 nt
Organism: Penicillium lagena
Lineage: Eukaryota; Fungi; Ascomycota; Eurotiomycetes; Eurotiales; Aspergillaceae
Product: tRNA (carboxymethyluridine(34)-5-O)-methyltransferase
Exons: 4
Coding region: 1-630 (209 amino acids)
Biological process (GO): tRNA wobble uridine modification
Cellular component (GO): nucleus; cytoplasm
Molecular function (GO): tRNA binding; S-adenosylmethionine-dependent methyltransferase activity
Source: RefSeq, a predicted model, not a curated record
AUGGCCGCCCCAGACGCAGACGCCUAUGAACAACAGAAUGUGCAUGAGGUGUACCAGCAGAUUGCUGACCACUUCUCCUCCACCCGGUAUAAGCCAUGGCCCAUUGUGGAACAAUUCCUCCGAAAUCUGAGUCCGGGCGCCGUGGGUCUUGACGUCGGAUGUGGCAAUGGCAAGUACUUGUCUGUCAAUCGAGACGUCUUCAUCGUUGCUUCCGAUAGAUCUGAGAAUCUGGCGCGGAUUGCGGUCAAGCACCAGCCGCAUUCAACCAUUGUGGCCGAUAUUCACCAUCUCCCGCACCAGAAUGCCUUCUUUGACUUCGCCAUCUCCAUCGCCGUGGUGCAUCACCUGUCGACUCCGGUACGCAGAGUCCAGGCCGUCGCGGAGAUUCUGCGGACCCUGAAGUCGGGUUCAGAGGAGCAGGUCGGCGGCAAGCUCCUGAUCUACGCGUGGGCUCUCGAGCAGAAAACCAGCCGCCGUGGUUGGGAUAAGGGCGACCCGCAGGACAUCAUGGUCCCUUGGGAGGAGGGGGAGCUGGAACGGGAUAUCGACCAAGCGGGUGGCCGCGUGUUGGAAUCAGGGUAUGAAAAGGACAACUGGUGGGUUAUUGCCACACCCAAAAAUCGCCCGUGA